UUUACAUUUUUGGCAACAAGUUUUUAAGAAAAGAAAUUAUGUCUGGGACCAAAAAUAGAAAGUCGGGAACAAAAAGAAAACAUGAAGAGAGUCCUCAGAAUACGUCAACAGUGGCUCCGCCUGCCAAGCAGAGAAUGGUGGUGACUCCUUGGCGCGACACUGCAGAGUUUAGUACCGUGUACGAAUGGCUGUUUUCCAAGCAGACCACGCCUGCCAACCUCCGCAAGGCACUAAGUCAAAUGCGGAUCUGGAGCCUGCGUCGUGGGAGUCUUUGUCCAGCUUCCGUGCUGGCCACUGGAGUUCUGGUGCAGGCCCAACUGGAGGAUAAGCAGGGAAACCCCAACAUUCAGACGACCUAUGCCAGUGCUUUCACCCGCUUCUUCAACUUCAUGUCCUCGAUCAUGCAGGGCUUCAACAUGACCAGCAUGUACGACACGGCAAAGCAACUCGGACUGCAGUCAUUCAUCGUGGAUUUAAGGCACCUGUGUGCACAUGGACAGGAGCUGCCGCCAGCUGUGGUAUUGCGUCGCACGUCGGAGCAUUGCUUGGAAUGGAUACGUAAUUUUUACUGGCUGCCACAGAACGAAACGAUGUGUAAUCUAGAUGCUCCAAAGCUGCAGCGCAAGGAUAAAGCAGCAUUUGAAAAGGAGCUGAAAGCUCUUAUGGAAAUUUACGACUUGGCCUUGGAGUGCCACCUAAUGGGAGCAGAUAAGCUGAAAGCAGUAAGCAAAUUGAAGUCCAGCGCUGAGUUUAACAAGAUUCGAGUUUAUUGCUCCGCAAAGAAAAUCAAAACCACAACAGAAAUGAUUGACAAAGUAAUUAGCGAUCUGGGUGCAGCAAUCAAGCGACAAAACUCAUCCAUGAAAGAUCUGCUGGACAUAUACAUGGCGAGUGUGCUUAAGAUGAAGUACUUCCUUGGCGCAGGCCUGAAACACAGUGAGGAUGAGGAAUUGGUCAUUCAGGCCACACAGAGCCUGUUUCGUCUCUUUGCUGUGCAGGGAUAUAUUGAGAAUAUAUUUGUAGCCUUUGUGCAGUUGGCCGAGAAUCCAAAUGCGGACGAUGACAGUCGACAAGGCGCAAGUUAUUGGGGUACAAAAAUGCUGCAGACAUUUGGAAUGCUCAGCCGAAUGAAAAGCAUGUAUACAGAGGAAUUGGAUAAGAACCCAAACAUGAAGACGGUGGACUUCACGACACUCAAUAAACCAGAGAUGUCGAAAAUAAUGCGCUCUCUGCUCAUCCACUCGGGCGUAGAUUUGACGCUCACAUUAGUUUUUGGCGAGUGCCCGAAGAAACCACGCUCAUGGGUAUUUGAACGAGAGUUCCUAAUGAGCAGACUGGAUCCCCUGAGCUUGCACUCAGUUCCUAUUUUCAAAGGUUUGUUACCACUUGUGGAACCUCCAUUGACUGCCGAACAAAGUGACGACUUGACGAAGUUAUGCAACAUAAAAAUGCAAUACACAAAUGGAGAGACAUCAAAAAAUUCAAUAGACGACAAAGUCAAAGAAGAAGAUUAUAACAAAUCAGAGAAUACAACAUUUGGCAUUUGGACAGUCGAAAAAGAAAAUAACUGGUCAACUUGUGCGCUUGGAGUACUGCCCACCAAUUUAGCUUAAAUGAGAAACGUUAACUGAAAUGUAAUUAAGCUGUAAAUAUGAUAAUAUGCGAUUUUAUUGCUUAAAUAAAUUUAUAAUACAUUA
Drosophila innubila is the source of this 1697-nucleotide messenger RNA. RefSeq lists its product as uncharacterized. The coding region runs from base 39 to 1613 and encodes 524 amino acids. Gene Ontology annotation, biological process: maturation of 5.8S rRNA; maturation of LSU-rRNA. The record is from RefSeq and is a predicted model, not a curated record. NCBI's taxonomy places the organism in Eukaryota, Metazoa, Arthropoda, Insecta, Diptera, Drosophilidae. The transcript has 5 exons. Gene Ontology annotation, molecular function: endonuclease activity. Gene Ontology annotation, cellular component: preribosome, large subunit precursor; Las1 complex.